AAAAUGGCUGACAUUGUGCGAGUACAGAAACUUUACGAUAAAUAAUGCAAGAAAUAUGGAUAUAACGUCGCACCAGCGGGAAGUAUGGCCUCAGACCCCUGGCCGGGAAGCUCUUUAUUCACAAUGGUGUUGUUUCCCUCCAGAAAAGGAAGGAGGUGGUAACUCGACUGAAUCGUAUCUAAGAAAAAAAAUAAAGAGUGACUUCGGGAAUGUUAGGCUCAACCUAUGCUUGGUUGGACACACUGGCGCUGGGAAAUCGGCGUUCAUCAAUUCGAUAGUUUCGAUUUCCAAAGGGCGCAUUGCAGAUGUUUCAUCAGUAAAAUCCGAAGACAUAGGUGGUGUGGGAACCAUGAAGUUGCUUCGAAUUCAAGGCAAGACAACUGAUUUAUUUAGCCAAGUGAAUGUUUUUGACACGAUGGGAUUUACUCUGGCAAAGUCGCCAGAGGACAACGGCAUAACAGACAAAGACCUGAAAGCUGUUUUGGAAGGAGAAGUAGAAAUUAACUACAAAUUUAGUUCAGCUGGGAGUGAACGAACAGGGUAUCACAAAAGACAGGAAAAUAAACCACAUUGUGUUAUCAUUGUUGUUAGUGCUGAGCUACUUCAAAAUAUGCAGCUUCAUGGUGACAGUGUUUUGACGAGAAAAAUGGGGAACUUGCAUAGCUUCAUCCCAAGCGAUGUUUCGAGAAUUGUGGUGAUCACCUGUUGCGACAAAAUAAGCGAGUCCGUUCACCAAAACGUCACUGAAAUUUACAAAAGCAAAACAAUUUAUUCCAUAGUCCAAAAGGCGACGAAGGUUUUUGGAACACCAGAAAACAUGGUUUUCCCUAUUAUUAACUAUUAUAAAGAACUUAGUCCAAAUCCAGAGAAAAACGUUCCAAUUUUGUAUGCGUUGUUGUUUGCACUUAAUUUUGCAGCGGAUCGGCAAGAAUUAAGAACUCAAACAUGACUCCAUUGAACAAUGAUAAGAAAAAAACACAAUAAUGUGUUGUGUUAUGUAACAAAAGGUAAAUAAAGUAUGGAAAACAA
Molecule: messenger RNA, 1029 nt
Organism: Mya arenaria
Lineage: Eukaryota; Metazoa; Mollusca; Bivalvia; Myida; Myidae
Product: interferon-induced protein 44-like
Exons: 6
Coding region: 56-949 (297 amino acids)
Source: RefSeq, a predicted model, not a curated record